Messenger RNA from Medicago truncatula (barrel medic), 1080 nucleotides. RefSeq names its product putative F-box/LRR-repeat protein At5g41840. Bases 1 to 1080 code for a protein of 359 amino acids. The transcript has 3 exons. The record is from RefSeq and is a predicted model, not a curated record. Gene Ontology annotation, molecular function: protein binding. Lineage: Eukaryota; Viridiplantae; Streptophyta; Magnoliopsida; Fabales; Fabaceae.
AUGAAGAAACGGAGAAGGGAACGAGAAGCAUCCACAGCAAAAGAAGAGAGGCUUUUUUCAUCUAGUGUUUCUUCUCCUUCGGUUCAGAUGUGGGCUACUGCUGUUCUUCUGAUGGGUUGCGCUCAUUUUGGGUGUUUUUCUGCUUCUGCAGUAGCUGCUGCUGCGCGCUAUUAUGUGGGCAGGACAGCACUCUACGAUCAUGAAAACAAUUUGAUGGAUAGAAUCAACAAUUUACCAGUCGAGUUAUUGUGUCACAUCCUCUCUUUUCUUCCAACAAAACUCGUAUUCACAGCAACGGCAUUUUCCAAGAAGUGGACCCCACUCUGCUAUUCACUAUCAGCUCUAGACUUUCACGAUGAAACCUUCAAAGACUUAAAGACCUUCGACGGCUUCUGUCGUUUUGUCGACAAUUUCAUGUUCUCUCCUCUUUCAACCAACCAACCUCUCAAAUCGUUUCGCCUAAACUGUUUGUCUGGAAGAAAUGACAAGCGUGAUUGUGACAUCUUCAAUGCAUGGCUUGAAGCCGCAAAACAGCGUCAUGUUGAGGAAUUACAUCUAAAUCUGUAUUUCCAAACAUUGAAUCCCAUUAUUUUCAUCUCCCAAACUCUUGUUCAUCUCAAACUUGAGUUCAUACAACUUGCAAUUGAUACUUCGUGUGUUGAUCUUCCAUCGCUCAAAACAUUGCAUUUGAAAUCCGUUCAUUUUACAAAUCGGAAUGAUUACAUCAAUUUUCUUUCUGCUUGUCCUAUUCUGGAAGAUUUACAUGCUAAAUCUAUCUACAUUCAAAAUGCGAACAUUGCACAAGAAGAAGGGUUUAAAUCUUUGACAUUUCCCAGGUUGGUUAGAGUGAAUAUCAAUUCAACAGGGGAUCCGUUUUACGGCAUUGAUAAUGUUGAUUUACUAUUCACAGUCAGCGGAUCAAUAGCUCAAGAUACUAUUUUCAAAGUCAUUCCACUGUUUCCAAACUUAGUUCAUAUAGAACUAGUGUUUUGUCGUCGCUCACUUCAUUGUUGGGAUGGUGUAUUACAACUCCUCCGCCACUGUCCCAAGCUUCAAAUUCUUUCUAUUGGGAAGGUUUGA